AUGAUCCAGACGGACUGCUUGUACUCUGCCGAUGAUCUGUACAUGAUUCGGCAGAGAGAGGACGAACCCUUACGGGAAUACGCAGCGCGCUUCAGUAAUGAGUACUCGAGGUGUCCCGAAACAGACGAUAGGGUAGCCUACGGCGCCUUCAAGAGUGGCCUUCGGUCCUCUCACUUCCGGUACCUAGUGCACAGUAGCAACUGGCGCACAUACGACGAGUUGAUGAAGCAGGCGGCAGUUCAUGCGAAAGCCGAAUACUUCAACUCCAAACCCGGGCCUUCGGCUCGGAAGGAGGAGUCAGCCACCAAAAGUUAUUCGGGGCGAAUUGACAAUUCUUCGGCAGGACACAAACGGAAGGACGACCAUGAUAGUCGUCAGGGAAACUUGAAGAAGGGGCGCGGGAAAUACAGUCGUAACGACCACCGAGCGCCGUUACCGAAUCACGAUCGUGCCCCGGAAGUCUUCACCCUGCUGAACACAACGUACGAAACCGUUCUGAUGAACGAACAUGACCAGAUCCCGAAGCCAACCAACCGAAAGCCCAAUCUGCAAGAUAAUCGGGACACAGGCAAAUUCUGCCGAUACCACCAGCAAAACAGCCACAACACCGAAGACUGCAUCAGUCUGAGGAAAAUUGUCGAGCGUCUGAUUCGGGAGGGAAAGUUGGAUCAGUACCUCGCUAGGCCACCACAGGCACCAGCACCGAACGCGAAUCGGCAGAUCAACAUGAUCAGCACGAUCAGCGGUGGCCCCACUCUGGCGGGACCCUCUAACCGUUCGAUGAAGCAGUAUGUGCGUGCCGCCCACUGCCCUCAGGUCUUCGGCAUAGAAGACGAUCGGUGCCGAAAGGUGCCGAAGGUGGGAUGGGAGCCCAUCACAUUUUGUGAAGAAGAGGAGGGGAUCAUUUACCCCCACGAUGACCCAAUGAUCAUUCGGGCCGAGAUCGCCGACUACGAUGUGGGUCGGGUGCUGAUCGACACCGGUGAACGUAAUUUUUACCAAUGCGUUCAAGGGACUGGGAAUUGCCGAUAG
Prunus armeniaca (apricot) is the source of this 1032-nucleotide messenger RNA. NCBI's taxonomy places the organism in Eukaryota, Viridiplantae, Streptophyta, Magnoliopsida, Rosales, Rosaceae. The record is from the annotation of a GenBank genome assembly.